AUCUUUGGUGGAGACACUCGCACGAUUCGAGAAGGACGUGAAGCAGACCGACACCGGGUUCCUGGCGAUAGCAACAGAGGUGGAGAAUGACAGAGAGGAAGCCUCGGAAACUCCAGAAAAAAUCAAGGAAUUACUGAAGGAGUUCCAAGAUAUUCUUCCUGACGAUCUUUCGAACGAGCUACCGCCAUACCGAACGCAUCAACACGAGAUCGUGGAGGAACCGGGUUCGAAGCCGACCUUCCGAGCACCAUAUCGGCUCAGCCCUACGGAGCUGACCGGCAUGAAAAAACAAAUCGAGUAUCUCCUAGCCAAAGGACUCAUCCGACCAUCCACUUCGCCAUACGGUGCCCCAGUACUCUUCACACCGAAACCGGACGGAAGCCUGCGCAUGUGCAUCGACUACCGAGCUCUUAACAAGCAGACCAUCAAGAAUAAAUAUCCGAUACCGCGAAUCGAUGACCUGCUUGACCAGCUUCGGGGAGCUACGGUAUUUUCCAAACUGGAUCUGCGGUCCGGAUACUGGCAGAUACGGAUGGCGGACAACUCUAUCCACAAAACUGCUUUCCGAACUCGGUACGGAUCGUACGAGUAUUUGGUCAUGCCGUUCGGACUCACCAACGCGCCGGCAACAUUCCAAGCCGAAAUGAACCACAUUCUACGACCACUUCUGGACGAAUGCGUGGUGGUGUACCUGGACGACAUACUCAUCUACUCGCGCGACAUGAAGCAGCACGUCGAACACCUGCGACGCAGCGAAUUCGCCCUGGAGAAAGUCCAAUUUCUAGGACACAUGGUGAGCGCUCAAGGAGUUCACGUCGACCCCAAGAAAAUCGAAGCCGUACGCACGUGGAAGACACCCGAGAACGUGAAGGAGUUGCAGCAGUUCCUAGGCUUCGCUAAUUACUACAACAGGUUCGUGCCACAAUAUGCGAAACUCGCGGCACCACUCACGAAUCUGCUGAAGAAGAACACGCCCUACAAAUGGGAGACGAAGCACCAGGAAGCCGUGGAGCAGCUGAAACAAGCACUGACAUCCGCACCGGUGCUCAUCUUGCCAGAUCCCGAACGCGACUACGUAAUCGAAGCUGACGCCAGCGACCGGGCAGUGGGAGCAGUCUUAAUGCAAGACCAGGGGAAUGGACUGCAACCAAUUUCCUACCUCAGCAAGAAACUGCACGGGGCAGAACUCAACUACCCGAUACACGACAAAGAGGCUCUUGCUAUCAUCAUCGCCUUCAAAGCGUGGAGAUGCUAUCUCGAAGGACGAAGAACAACCGUCUACACCGACCACUGCAGCCUGAAAUAUUUGAAGACACAACCCAACCUUUCCAAGCGGCAGGUCCGGUGGAUCGACUUCCUCGAGACACACUUCCACUACGACAUCGUGUACAAGCCCGGCCACAAGAACAAAGCAGACGCUCUCAGCCGGCCUGCACACGUUGCCGCGAUUCAGGUCGAAGGGAUGAAUCCACUACUCAAGGGACUCUUCACCCACGGGUACGCCAUCCACCCCGAAAUUCCCUUGGCAGAAAAGCGACAUUUGCUACAGUGGGACAAUGACAUCGCGUACCGGAAGGGAUCCACAAAAAUCUGGGUACCCAAUUACCCUCCUUUGCGCCAGUUACUACUCGAAGAAUACCACGACGUCCUGUACGCCGGCCACUUCGGUAGCAACAAGACGCUCACCGGUAUCGCCAAACACUACUACUGGCCCCAUAUGGCAGACGACGUCCAGAAAUUCGUCACCUCGUGUGAUACAUGUCAGCGGAUGAAGAGCAGCAAGCAGAAAAAGGCGGGACUACUGCAGCCUCUUCCUGUCCCAGAACAACCAUGGCAAGUGGUUAGCCUAGAUUUCAUCACCGGGUUACCACCUACCUCCAGCGGUCAUGACGCCAUCCUUGUCGUCAUUGACAAGUUCUCCAAAAUGGGACACUUCAUCCCGACACACACGACGGCACGCACCGAGGAGACAGCACAGCUCUUCGUUCGUCACAUCAUCUCACAGCAUGGCAUCCCAACUACACUCAUCUCCGACCGAGACCCCAAGUUCACUAGCAAGUUCUGGAAGGAACUUAUGUCUCUGCUCGGCACCAAACUCGCCAUGUCAUCCGCAUACCAUCCGCAGACAGACGGACAGACCGAGCGCCUCAACCAAAUUGUUGAGCAACUCCUCCGAGCAGCCUGCAAGGACGACAUCUCCAAAUGGGACUUGCACCUGCCCGUACUCGAGUUUGCUUACAACAAUGCUACACAUGCCGCUACUGGACAGACGCCGUUCUUCCUCUGCUACGGACGCCACCCACUCACACCACAGAAACCGACAACAUCAGCAACAGUCCAACCUGCACACGACUUCAUCACAACCAUGCAUCAACUUUGGGAUCGGACCCAUACGCGCCUCCUUGACAUUCAACAGCAACAAAAGCGCCAAGCCGAUCGCCAUCGCAACGAUCAUACCAUCACGGUGGGAGACCAGGUGCUUCUUGACACCCGCAACCUGGACAUCAGCCAUCUCCCAUCUAAACUUCGACCUCGCUUCUGCGGGCCUUUUCUCGUUGACGCACAGGUCACUCCUGUUACCUUCCGCUUACGCCUGCCAGCUACCUGGAAGAUUCACAAUGCCUUCCAUGUCCAACUUCUGAAGCCCUAUCGGGACCCGAACACAAUUUUCGCCGGACGCCAGCCGCCGCCGCCGCCGCCCGUCCUCGUCCAGAACGAACCCGAGUACGAGGUCGAGUCCGUGCUUGCACAUCGUCGACGUCGGAAUGGCACCGUGGAGCUUCUUAUUCGUUGGAAGGGCUAUGAUCCUUCUGAGGACAGCUGGGUCUCUGAAACCGACAUGGGUAACGCCCGUCGUCCUCUGCAUGACUACCUUGUCAAGCAGGGUGUUACUUCUACCACCCAGCUUUGAGGGGGGGAAAUGUGAGAGUACG
Closterium sp. NIES-67 is the source of this 2933-nucleotide messenger RNA. NCBI's taxonomy places the organism in Eukaryota, Viridiplantae, Streptophyta, Zygnematophyceae, Desmidiales, Closteriaceae. The record is from the annotation of a GenBank genome assembly.